Molecule: messenger RNA, 3449 nt
Organism: Anopheles coustani
Lineage: Eukaryota; Metazoa; Arthropoda; Insecta; Diptera; Culicidae
Gene: Ugalt
Product: UDP-N-acetylglucosamine transporter
Exons: 2
Coding region: 205-1296 (363 amino acids)
Biological process (GO): pyrimidine nucleotide-sugar transmembrane transport
Cellular component (GO): Golgi membrane
Molecular function (GO): UDP-galactose transmembrane transporter activity
Source: RefSeq, a predicted model, not a curated record
AUUCAACAAACCAAGUAUUUGUUUUCGUCAUCUGCCGACGUCGGGAUGCGGAUUUCAGCCGAACCGGAUAGGCGGUGCAUCAAACUGUGUCAACGUAAUCACUUUUUGACAUUCGAUAAAAUCGUGCAACGGCUGAAUGUGGUCGCUGCUGCUGUGCGGAGUUUGGAUUGAAAAUUUGUCCCGUGUACCAUACAACUGGUCAAGAUGAAAGUUGCCACAAGCCACAGUAACAACCUGAAGUACCUGAGUCUCGUCACGCUCACGCUGCAGAAUGCGAUCCUCGGGCUGAGUAUGCGAUACGCCCGGACCCGUCCGGGGGACAUGUUCCUGAGCUCGACCGCUGUCGUUAUGGCGGAGGUGGUGAAACUCUCCACCAGCCUCGUGCUGGUGUACCUCGAGGAAGGUCGCCAUUUGCCGCGGCUUUGGACGGCCCUGCACCAGACGAUCGUGAAGCAGCCGGUCGACACGUUCAAGAUCUGCGUGCCGUCGCUGCUGUACAUCAUCCAGAACAACUUGUUGUACGUGUCCGCUUCCCAUCUCGAUGCCGCCACCUAUCAGGUAACGUAUCAGCUGAAGAUUCUAACCACAGCCGUCUUUGCUGUGCUGAUCUUGCGCCGGCGCCUCCUGCCCACCCAAUGGGCCGCCCUUGUCUUCCUCGUCGUUGGCGUCGCGAGCGUCCAGUUGGCCAAUUCCAGCGGUGACGGCGAAGUCCAGGCUGCCACGCGCCAGCAGACCAUACCGACAGGGAACGGCGACCAGAACCGUCUGGUCGGGUUCAGUGCCGCCCUCGGUGCUUGCUUCCUCUCCGGGCUGGCCGGUAUCUAUUUCGAAAAGAUGCUCAAGGGCGCCGACAUAUCCAUCUGGAUGCGUAACAUCCAGCUGAGUCUGCUCUCGUUGCCCUUCGGCCUGCUCACCUGCUUCCUAAACGAUGGUGCAGCGCUGUCCGCUCGCGGCUUCUUCUACGGUUACGAUUCGUUCGUCUACUACCUCAUAGUGCUGCAGGCCGUCGGUGGGCUGAUCGUAGCCGUGGUCGUCAAGUACGCCGACAACAUUCUGAAAGGUUUCGCCACCUCGCUCGCCAUCAUCAUUUCGUGCGUGGCGUCGAUUUAUCUGUUCGAGUUCCAUCUAUCGCUGCAGUUCACCGUGGGCGCGGCGCUCGUUAUCGGUUCCAUCUUCCUGUACGGAUACGAUCCGUCAUCAGCGAAGGGUAAAGCGACGGCCACCGGACACAGGGGCAGUACCAAGAGCCAGGCCCAGCUCGAAGCAGAAGAACGGCUGCUGGCAGAGAAGGUGUAGACAAACACACAGCUGUAUUUGCACAGCUAUCGCUUUUUAGAUCGAUUUUCUCCCUUUUUAUUUUAGUUACCCAAUCGCAGAUCUCCUGUUGGCUAAAAGUAUAACAACGUCGAAUGGAAAUAACCUACAACAUCGGCAAUCUAGCUUGCAAAUACCUGUAUAGGUUAUUUUGUUCUAGAAUGUUUAGAAAAAAUUGCAUUAUAUUGCGAUGAUAAUUUUCAUGACCGUUAAGUUUAUUUCAAAUAUUACCACAUGUUCUACCGUAAUCGGUAAAAACAAAUCAUAUACAGUAGACUUCUGAAUAUCCAUCGUAUAGGAUAGCACGUAAACCGCAGAUAAUCAGCAAAAUGCUGGAAAUAUGAACUCGAAAAAGAAGUUAAGUUUCAAACGCAAACGCAAGAUACUUUUGUCCCUCUCAAACUUAUGUAGGGGUAAGCGGUGGGACUCAUCAUCAUCAAAACACACAAAAUUACGAAGUCAACAGUUGCCGUAUUUUCGCGUGUAUAACACGACCCUUCUCGUCCGCGAUAGUAUGCGUCGAGUAGGGGUGAAUAGAAUUAGACUUGCUGUUAUUUUUGUAUCAAUUUUUUCUACCGCAAUAUAGAAGGUACACCUAAUGGAGAAUUGGUGUUACCAAUAAAUGUCAGGGACUGUAUAGACCGUGUACAAUAUAGCUUCAUGUAUGCGAGCUUGCGAACACGGGUCGAAUCCUUGGGAGAAUACUAUUACAUUGCUAACGUAUAAGGGGGAUGAGCCGUAGAGCAUCAAUCCGUUGAUUAGAUAACAGAGAACUUCGUUAAAGUUUGCAAUUUAAAAAAGUGUACUUUUGAUUUCUUUUUGUAAAUAAGUUAACACAAUUAACUUUUGUAGGAGUUACAAAUAUGAAAUGCAAAGCUGAAUGCCGACUUUCCAAGUACAUUCAUUCUGCAUUGUUGCAUUGUCCAGACAGAGAAAAAAUCAUGUAAAUCAUAAAACAAUUUACUUCUGCACUUUCGAAGAACGAACGGAAUGCAAAUAAUUGAAAAGAACGUUCAAAAAUCUAGACAGAAUGAAGGCCUCACAGUAAAGAUUUAUAAGCUCAAUCGUAAGUUUUUUUUAUUUUAGAAAACAAACCAAUUGUUUCUUCGGUUUUCUGUAGAAUGUUGAGCAAAUGCAGCAAUACCGGCUUCAUCGAUCGCGGUUAUUCGGGAGUUUACUGUACAUGUUUUCGAAAAUGACCAUACACAAAGUGACUUCAUAGAGAGAGAGAUCUGUUAGUAUUAAAAUGGAAAAAAUAUAUAACAUACGUAGAGCGGUAGGUAUGUUUUUAAAUAUUCUUAUUUUUGACGUAAUAUGAAAGGAAUGUUACUUAGCACGUGCUGUGGAACGGAAAUAUCUCCGAUGUCGAAUGCGAUUCACAUUUGAGCACCUUAAAAGCGAGGAACUUACGUUCAAUGUUUAUUCAGCUUCCACUGUUGGUGUCCCAAAAUUUGCAAAACAAAAAACAUGAAAUGCGCAUAACAAUACGAAAAGGGCAUUUGAAGUAACGAAAGUUGUGAAAAAGUUUCGAUUUAUCUUAAAAAGAAAGCCAAUUGAUAAUGACAAUGAAGGGUGAAGAGGUUAUUUUUCUGCGAUGUGCAUAGCGUAAGAUUCGAUUGAACGAAACAUCCACACACACCGCGAAAGGUGCCUCCACUAGAAAAUACUUUAAUUCUGCAAACAGUGAUUAUAUGACUAAUAUAAUAAUUAUAACAAUAUUUGUAGUAAAGAACUGUCAAACUGAAGACACGCAUAUAAAUCACGAACAGUUUGUUAGUACUUGGCCCAUAAUUUAAAACGUAAAUUCGUUUCUGCAACUGCUUUUUUAAAUGACAAUGCUAAUUGAAUUAAGCUAUGGUAAGAAAUGGGAUCUUCUUACUUUCCAGCACCCCAUUGUAGGCCUUUUUCAAUACGAAAGGUAUUGAAAAUAUCUCUUCGUGGCGACAACUUUUCCGGUUUGAGUGGAAGCUUCGUAACGUUCAAAAAUAUUUUAUCCAAACGAUUCUAAUGCGAAAUGGUAACGUCAGCAUUAUAGUUAGUUUUUAUUGUAAAGUAAAAUUAAUGUUUUAAAGUAUUAGUUAUUUCAGAAACAAUAAUUUUAAUGGGGUUUGAUUUAAUAAAAUUUACAACGAAGA